Molecule: messenger RNA, 715 nt
Organism: Mustela erminea (ermine)
Lineage: Eukaryota; Metazoa; Chordata; Mammalia; Carnivora; Mustelidae
Gene: OXLD1
Product: oxidoreductase like domain containing 1
Exons: 2
Coding region: 72-551 (159 amino acids)
Cellular component (GO): mitochondrion
Source: RefSeq, a predicted model, not a curated record
CGCGCUCGGGGGGGGCGGGGCCUCGGGCUGCGGCGCGCGUGCGCGCGUGCGCCCGGGCCGGGCAGCGGGUGAUGCUGCUCCGGAGGUUGGUUGCGGGAGGCCGGACGGUGGCCGCCGCUGCCCGCGGUCCGGGGCCGCGUGGAUUCUCCAACUGGGACCGGUGCCAAAGGCUUCCUGGAAGCGGCAGCAUUCUUAGCAGGCCGCGUGUCUCUGUCCAUGCCUGUGAAGGCCACAGAGAUUUCCGGAAGGACCCUGCAGAGGAGGGCUCUCAGGCAGGUGCUGAGGGCAGCAGGCCACCCAAGUCGUCCAUGCCUGGCAGGGCCGCCCCUGAGCCCCUGUACCCCCCACCACCUGACCUCCAGCCCCCCACAAACUGCUGCAUGAGCGGCUGCCCCAGCUGCGUGUGGGUGGAGUAUGCGGAUGCGCUGCUGCGGCACUACCAGGAUGGCGGGGAGCGAGCCCUGGCUGCCCUCGAGGAGCACGUGGCCGACGAGAACCUCAAGGCCUUCCUCAGGGUGGAGAUCCGGCUCCGAGUGAGGGGCGGAGGCUAAGCCUGCGGGCCCAGCACCCACACCGGCUCCGGCCUCCUCCUCCUCCUCCUCCUCCUCAGGAAGCAUCAAGGAGCUUGCGUGGCCCUUCGUGUCAGGCUGGACUAGGAAGAAUCAUCGAUUGACUUGAUCUGAGAAUAAAUAAGCCUUAUGUGAGGUUGUCAAAG